Molecule: messenger RNA, 210 nt
Organism: Suillus fuscotomentosus
Lineage: Eukaryota; Fungi; Basidiomycota; Agaricomycetes; Boletales; Suillaceae
Exons: 1
Biological process (GO): telomere maintenance; DNA repair
Molecular function (GO): DNA helicase activity
Source: RefSeq, a predicted model, not a curated record
AAUUUCACUACAAUGUGGGAAGAAAUUGACUACUUGUUUAUAGAUGAAGUGUCCAUGAUAAGCUACAAUUUUCUGACAAAAAUUCACAACACACUAGUUGAUGCCAAAGGAAACAUGACACCAUUUGGAGUGAUAGACAGUAUCUUCACUAGAGAUUUUGCUCAGCUACUACCUAUGAGCACAAACAAUUAUAUACUCACUUUGACCUAA